UCAAGAAAAAAAAUACCAAUCUACCUGAUGGCAAAUAAAUGUAAUAUAAAAUGAACUUUUACCCAGUGAGACAUCAAUAGAUUGACCAGAGGGGAGGAGCAGUGAAAGCAGUGCCUAUUGUCUCAUCCUAUUAUUUUUCAGGACACACAAGCACAGGCUGGUGCUGAUUUCUUAGCACUUAAGCUAUACAUGCAGGCUGCAGGAGAAAAACAUGGCAGUUUUACUUGGAAGUUACAGCUUACCGUUCCUUGGAGCUAGCAUUUUCAUUGCAGCUCUGAUCUACAUUACCUACAAGCCGCUGAGCAGUUACCUCCAUAAAUGGUUUGAGAUGAAGCCUAUUCCUGGCACGGGUUUCUCAUAUCCCUUCAUUGGAGAUGCAUUAAUAUUCAAACCCAACGCAGGAGAGUUCUUUAAUCAAAUUGUGGAUUUUACAUACCAAUUCAAAGAUGCACCAUUGUUUAAAAUCUGGGUUGGACCAAUUCCAUUUGUUGUCCUUUUUCAUGCUGAGACUGUUGAGAAAAUUCUGAGUAACCCUGUUCACCUUGACAAGGCUUUUGCAUACACAUUUCUUCAUCCUUGGCUUGGAACUGGCCUUUUAACCAGCACUGGGCAAAAGUGGCGACAGAGAAGAAAGAUUCUGACACCAACCUUCCACUUUUCCAUCCUCACUGACUUUUUGCAAGUAAUGAAUGAACAAGCAGAGAUUCUGGUGGAGAAGCUGGAGAAGAAGGCAGGAAAAGGUUCUUUCAACUGCUUCAGUGACAUCACCCUCUGUGCACUGGACAUAAUCUGCGAAACUGCAAUGGGAAGGAAAAUUUACGCACAGAGUGAUUCGGAAUCAGAGUAUGUUAAAUGUGUAUACAGAAUGAGUGACAUUGUCAGUCACAGACAGAGGACACCUUGGUUUUGGCCUGACUUUAUUUACUACUACUUUGGUGAGGGCAAGAAGCAUGACCAGACUCUGAAGAUCCUCCAUUCCUUUACCUAUAAAGUUAUAAGAGAAAGGUCUGAAAACAUGUCCUACAUUGAAUCAGACAAUGACUCUGACCACGGCAAGAGGAAGCGACAGGCCUUUCUGGACAUGCUCCUGAAGACCACAGAUGAAGACGGCAACAAGUUGAGUCAUCAGGACAUCCAAGAGGAAGUGGACACCUUUAUGUUUGAGGGUCAUGACACUACGGCUGCCUCCAUGAACUGGGUCCUCCACCUGCUGGGAUCCCAUCCUGAGGUGCAACAAAAAGUUCAACAAGAGCUGCAGGAAGUGUUUGGUACAUCAGGUCGCCCCAUUAACACAGAGGACCUGAAGAAGCUCAAAUACAUGGAAUGUGUCAUCAAGGAGGGUCUGCGGCUGUUUCCUUCUGUGCCUUUCUUCGCUCGAAGCCUCUGUGAAGUCUGCAAUCUCAAUGGUUUCAAGGUUCCCAAAGGAGCGAAUGCGAUCAUCAUCACCUAUAGUCUUCACCGUGAUCCACGAUACUUUCCAGAGCCAGAGGAGUUCCGGCCGGAGCGUUUUUUUCCUGAGAAUUCAGCUGGAAGGCCUCCAUAUGCAUAUGUCCCUUUCUCUGCUGGACUUCGCAACUGCAUCGGCCAACGUUUUGCACUUAUGGAAGAAAAGGUGGUAUUGGCGUCCAUUCUCCGUAACUUCAACGUCGAGGCUUGUCAGAAACGUGACGACCUUCGUCCGGUAGGGGAGCUCAUCCUGCGACCGGAGAAGGGCAUUUGGAUCAAACUGGAAAAGAGGGAACCUCUAGCAUCAUAAAUUAGCAUCGGCUUAAUAACUCUGAGUCAUGUCAUUCAUUCAAAAUGUUAGCUUUGUGACUUUGAAGAGGCAAAAGAGCAGAGAAUUAAUUGAAAGUUAUGAAACAUUCUAUCAUUUGAUCUUGUUUACAAAUUCAAUACAUUAAGAAAUAUUUAAGAAACAGAGCUUUGCAUGUCACUGGAGCUCAGUUAUUUCCCAGUAUUAAUGUUUGCCUCAUUUUGGGAUUUCUAUCCCCCAAAUGAUUCCUCAUUACAAUUUUAAAGAAUAUUUGGAAUGUUUAAAGAAUGGGGUCUUUCCGUAUGGAGUUUGCAUGUGCUCCCUGUGUGUACGUGCAUUGUUGUCUGGUGUGUGACUAUGUAGCCCUGAAGGAUAAGUGUGCAUAGACAAUAGAUGAAUGGAUGGAACUAAUUCAUUUGUUUCCUUCUGAGUCACAUAUAAAGGAAGCUUAAUAAUUAAAUAGGCUGCACAUAAA
Molecule: messenger RNA, 2228 nt
Organism: Girardinichthys multiradiatus
Lineage: Eukaryota; Metazoa; Chordata; Actinopteri; Cyprinodontiformes; Goodeidae
Product: cytochrome P450 4V2
Exons: 11
Coding region: 212-1756 (514 amino acids)
Molecular function (GO): heme binding; iron ion binding; oxidoreductase activity, acting on paired donors, with incorporation or reduction of molecular oxygen
Source: RefSeq, a predicted model, not a curated record